This is a messenger RNA of Culex pipiens pallens (northern house mosquito), 2178 nucleotides long. RefSeq names its product tRNA-dihydrouridine(16/17) synthase [NAD(P)(+)]-like (gene Dus1). The transcript is spliced from 7 exons. Lineage: Eukaryota; Metazoa; Arthropoda; Insecta; Diptera; Culicidae. Gene Ontology annotation, molecular function: flavin adenine dinucleotide binding; tRNA dihydrouridine synthase activity. Gene Ontology annotation, biological process: tRNA processing. The record is from RefSeq and is a predicted model, not a curated record. The coding region runs from base 246 to 2075 and encodes 609 amino acids.
GAAAACUCCCUCCGGAUCAAUCAUCACGUUCCUGCCGUUACUCACCGGAAAGUGACGCACCAAAUGUAAACAGCGCUGUCAGCACUUCCGGCCACUUCUGCUCAUCCACGCAAGCAACAGUCGCAAAGAUCCCGAAAGCUGCCCUACGGUGCUACUGCCAGCGUGUGCGUGUGCGAUCGCACUAUCCCACUCUGACCCUUAAAAGGAUUUCCGGCGCAUUCAAGCUCUCGGCGGAACAAUAGAUUAUGGUUACCAGUAACGACGACAGCGAUUUCAACCGUCAGCAGGAACAUCCCGGCACAACUCUUGCUUCAUUGCCACCGGCCCCAUCAUCAUCAACGUCAUCGUCAUCCUCGAUGUCAACGGCAGGACCGACGACGAUGCCCCAAGGGCCAGAAGCGACUUCAUCAUCCCAAAACACUUUACCGGAAUCUACGGGCGAAACACCUUUCGACGUGAAAACAGCCAAAAGGACACCAAAACAAGCCGUGGUGGCCACUAGACAGCAGCGACCCAAGCUGGCCGGAUUCGAGUUUUACGAGAAAAUUUUGGGUUCGCCGAAAUAUGUGGUGGCCCCGAUGGUGGAUGCCAGCGAGUUGGCCUGGCGGUUGCUGAGCCGCCGGCACGGUGCCCAGCUUUGCUAUUCGCCCAUGUUCCACAGCAGUUGUUUCACCAAGGAUCCGAAGUACCGCAAAGACUCGCUGCAAACGUGCCCAGAGGAUCGACCGCUGAUCAUACAGUUCUGCGGCAACGACCCGAAGGUGCUGCUCGAGGCGGGCCUGCUCGCCCAGGACCACUGCGACGCCAUCGACAUCAAUCUCGGGUGCCCGCAGGCCAUUGCCAAGCGUGGCCACUACGGGGCCUUCCUGCAGGACGAAUGGGAUCUGCUUAAGAAAAUCGUGAGCACGCUGCACCAGCAUCUGAGCAUCCCGGUAACGUGCAAGGUGCGCAUCUUCGAGGACAUGGCCAAAACCAUCCGGUACGCAAAGAUGCUCGAGUCGGCCGGCUGCCAGAUGCUGGUCGUUCACGGCCGAACGCGCGACCAGAAGGGCCCGCUGACCGGUGUGGCCGACUGGAAGUAUGUCAAGGUGUUGAAAGAAAUUAUGAAAAUUCCGGUUCUUUCAAAUGGAAACAUCAUGUCCGUUGAGGACGUUCAUCGCUGCAUUGAGGAAACUGGCGUGAACGGAGUUAUGACUGCGGAGGGCAACUUGUUCAACCCGUUCCUUUUCGAAGGAAUCAAUCCGACUAGUUGGACCGUUGCCCUCGAAUAUCUGGACAUUGUGGAGAAAUAUCCUGCGCCGAUUUCGUACAUCCGAGGACAUUUGUUCAAAAUUCUUCAUCAUUUGAUGAACCUCAAAUCCAACGGACCUCUUCGCGAGCAAAUGGCCACCAGCCACUCGGUGGCCGAUUUCCGCGCCAUCGUCAAGCAGCUCGAGGCCAAGUACGAGCCGUUCCACGAGGGACUGCAACGCUGGACCGGCGAAGAGACCAACACCGAGCAACCGCCGGAAUCCGAACCCGACCAACCAACCUACAACCUCGCCCUUCCACCGUGGCUGUGCCAACCGUACAUCCGGGCCCCGCCGGAAGUCCACCGGCAAAAGAUGGUCGACUCGGCACGGGCCGCCGCCGAUCCGAACCGCGAAAAGCGCAUCUUCCUCGACUCGGACGGGAACGAAAUUUCCCGCAAAAAGAUGAAAAAGAUGCGCCGCGUCGAACGCAGACCAAACCGGGCCGGUCUCCUACCCUCCGAUCCGAAGCGCGAACCCAGCCGGCGGUUUGACGAUAUCUGCAAAAACACCAAACUCGACUGCACCAAUCCGAUGGGAUUGAAGUGUGACCAUCAGUUGUGUCGUGUUUGCUGCCGGGUUCGAUGCUACCACGAGGAUCGGGACUGCGCGGGCCAUAAAUUAUUCAUCAAGACCCGCCGGGAUAAAGCGAAACGGCUUACCGAGGCGGAAAAACUGGAGCAGCAGCAGCAGCAAGCGAAGGCUGUCGAUGAGGGAAAGGAUGAUGACAAUGCAGCGGCGAAGGACGGACAGGAGCAGAAGCAGCUAAUGGAGAUUGAGAGUUGAUGGUUGGAGAUUUGGUUCGAUAAUGUUUUUCUUUUGUCCUGGACUCAACAGGUUGAAUUUAUAACUAGAUAAAUGUUUGUAAAGAAUACAUUAAAAAUCUGAA